Messenger RNA from Corticium candelabrum, 1518 nucleotides. RefSeq names its product tyrosine-protein kinase Shark-like. Gene Ontology annotation, molecular function: signaling adaptor activity; receptor tyrosine kinase binding. Gene Ontology annotation, biological process: signal transduction; cell migration. The record is from RefSeq and is a predicted model, not a curated record. The transcript is spliced from 9 exons. Lineage: Eukaryota; Metazoa; Porifera; Homoscleromorpha; Homosclerophorida; Plakinidae. The coding region runs from base 6 to 1082 and encodes 358 amino acids.
CUAAAAUGGCGGCAAAUACGGGUACUACAGGGAAUGCCUACUCCCCGCCCCCCGCACGCACUAUUUCUAUUGAAUCAGACGCGUCACGUGACAAUUCCUCACGUGCCCUUCCAAUGACCAACCAACCGUGGUUCCACGGCCCGUUGAGUCGACCAGAUGCCGAGCAGCGUCUCAAGCAGCUGGACAUGAGGGACGGACUCUUCCUGGUCAGGGAAAGUCCCCGAAGUCCCGGAUCAAUAGUCCUCUCCGUCUGUUUCGCACAGAAAAUGCACAAUUUCCAGAUCAGCGAGAAAUUGAGUGGCAAUGGUCGGCAGUUGCACAUCGAUGAUGGUCCUCUCUUUUCUACGUUGGAUGAUUUGAUUGGCUUUUAUCGAUCUGGAAUUGAUGGUUUGCCAAUACAAUUGAAAACUCAUUGUCCCAACAAAAGUAUUGCUUCACCACCCAAAAAGAUCGGAUCCUAUGAAGUCGUUUGGCUCGCCACAGAGAACGAGAAAAAAGACGAGAAAUCGGCAGGACAACAACUAGCAGCAGAACUUGAAGCUCUAACAAUAGAAGAUGGCGAAGUUGCAGUUGAGCGGCAAAAGUUGCUAAGCAGAAUGAGGCGAUCGAAGAAGGCUAUACACACAGCUGUGAACAAGGAAGAGGAAUCUAAACCAUUUGAUCCAGACUCCAAAACAAAAGUCUCUGAUCAAAGGCAUAAAUCAGUGCGAGUAUCUCAGUCUGCAGAAGAGAAGGUGUAUCUUCUGUGGAUGAACAAUCAUCUCACUAGUGACGGCAUUUCUUUACAAAACCUUCAAGAAGACAUUAAAACUGCACGGCCAGUCAUCAGAGUAAUAGAGAUUCUGAGUGGCAAAGCUCCACCAGUUCAUGCACUGAAUCCAUUCACUCCUGUGCAAGUCAUUGACAAUUGGCACGUCGUUUUGCAGUUUAUGAGAAGAGUGGGGAUUUCUGUUGAGGGAUUGGAUGCAAAUGAAUUAUGUCAUCUUGAGCAGCGAGCUUUGCUGAAACUCUUUGCGUUGCUACUGAAAUGGGAAGCCGAGAAAAAGCCAUCGAAACAAGAUGCAGGAUCAUCUGCCACAUGACGUCAUGCAUGCACGUGACCUUGCAAAUAACAUUCAUUUCCGUACAUGAUUUUGGUAUUUUUAUACGAAUAAUUUUUUGAUUUUAUAUUAGUCGUAAUGCAAUCAAUAGGGAAUUUAUUAGUAACUGAAGUAAGCACACGAUGAAGAUUGCUAAUUAAUUAUUUAAUUACAAUUGAAGGGUUAGUAGGUAUUCAACAUGUUAACUAAAGUAUGGUUGUCUGUCUGUUGUGUUAUUGUUUUUGUUUGUCUGUCUUGGUUGUUUGUUCGUUGUAUGUCUCGUGUUUGUUUCUGUUCAUUUGUUUGUCUGUCUGUCCGUCUGUUUGUUUGUCUGUCUGUCUUUCUGUCUGUUUGUUUGACUGUCUGUCUGUCUAUUUGGUUGUUUGCCUAAGUUUUUGUUUGUGUAUCUAUCUGUUUAUUGUUUAUAUUUAUUUGUUUA